UGUCCAUGGAUAAUUAUAUUUUUGUUUCUGUUUGCUUUGUCCACUGUGCUGUUUGGAGCAGUGGUGCGGUUUUAAAGUGUCCUGCAAGGGGCGCUGUUUAGCGGUGACUCCGCUCCUUUCGCUUCAAGCGAAGAAGAAGCCGCAGCAGCAGCAGCAGCGAGCUAGUGUAAACAAAGCUGCCAGCCGCCAGUCUAUUAAACGCCCAAAACGGCUUAAUGUGGAGCACAGAGAUGAAAUAAAGACAUCUGAAUGAACUGAACAGCGGUCCGGUCCGGGAGCUGCCAUGUCCCGGCCUGCACUCUGACUAGGCGAUGAUGGCUGCAGGGCUGUUUCCCACGAACAAGCUGGUUCGCAGCGCCGCGUCCGUCCAGCAGUACCAGCAGCAGAACCUGACCAACAACAACACCACCGCGGCUCCGGGCUGCUGUAACUGGCAGGGCCUGUUCCCGACCAUCCGAGAGAGGAAUUCAGUCAUGUUUAACAAUGAAAUGAUGGCAGAUGUUCACUUCGUCGUUGGGCCGGCUGGCGGAACACAGCGGGUGCCGGGACACAAGUAUGUCCUGGCUGUUGGCAGCUCCGUGUUCCACGCCAUGUUCUAUGGAGAACUGGCUGAGGACCAGGACGAGAUCCGGAUCCCUGACGUGGAGCCUCCGUCGUUCCUCGCCAUGCUGAAAUACAUUUACUGUGAUGAGAUCGACCUGUGUGCCGACACGGUGCUCGCCACCCUCUAUGCUGCUAAGAAGUACAUUGUGCCUCACCUGGCCCGAGCCUGCGUCAACUUCCUGGAGACGAGCCUGAGUGCCAAGAACGCCUGCGUGCUCCUGUCCCAGAGCUGCCUGUUCGAGGAGCCGGACCUGACCCAGCGCUGCUGGGAGGUGAUCGACGCUCAGGCAGAGCUCGCUUUGCGCUCCGAAGGCUUCUGCGACAUCGACACUCAGACGCUGGAGAGCAUCCUGCUGCGGGAGACGCUCAACGCCAAGGAGAUGGCGGUGUUUGAGGCGGCGCUGAACUGGGCAGAGGCCGAGUGCCAGCGUCAGGAUCUGUCGCCGACCAUCGACAACAAGCGGCUGGUGCUGGGGAAAGCCAUCUACCUGAUCCGCAUCCCCACCAUGGCGCUGGAGGACUUUGCCAACGGGGCAGCACAGUCCGGCGUGCUCACGCUUAACGAGACCAACGAUAUCUUCCUGUGGUACACGGCCGCCAAGAAGCCCGAACUCUUGUUCUGCACCAAACCUCGUAAAGGUCUUUCCCCGCAGCGCUGCCACCGCUUCCAGUGCUGCGCCUACCGGAGCAACCAGUGGCGGUACCGAGGCCGCUGUGACAGCAUUCAGUUUGCCGUGGACAAGCGUGUCUUCAUCGCCGGCUUCGGCCUCUACGGCUCCAGCUGUGGGUCAGCUGAGUACAGCGCCAAGAUCGAGCUGAAGCGUCAGGGCGUGCCCAUGGCCCAGAGAAUCAUCAAGUACUUCUCAGACGGCUCCAGUAACACCUUCCCUGUCUGGUUCGAGUACCCGGUCCAAAUUGAGCCUGACACCUUCUACACUGCCAGCGUGGUUCUGGACGGCAAUGAGCUCAGCUACUUCGGCCAGGAGGGCAUGACAGAAGUGCAGUGUGGCAAAGUGACGUUCCAGUUCCAGUGCUCUUCAGACAGCACAAACGGCACCGGAGUGCAGGGAGGCCAGAUCCCAGAACUCAUCUUCUACGCCUGAGCUGCUUCACUGCUGUGUUGGGGUCUGGACCCACUACUGAGCCUGAUCCAGUGAUUUAUGUUUGGUGACGCGAGAUCAUGAGGGGACUUAUGGGUAAUGUAGUGCAGCUCUAGCUUUCCAUUAUUGUUCUUUAGUUGUGGAGUUUGACUCUAGUCACUACAGUGACAGUCGCUGGAGCUUCACCAGACUGUGACGAUGCUUUGUGUUGAUCCACAAUUUGUCUCCACUGAGACUUUGUGGCAGAUGAAGCAGAUUUCUCAGCAUGUCAGUAGUUUUUGCACACAGAGACAGAAGUGUAUUGUAUGUGAAGCCUUGUGUGAUCAAGCCUGAAGCUGCACACGGACCUGGUUCUGACCAGUCACACUCUCGAUUCUCCAAAGCUGCUGCUCUAAACAUCACAGAUCAGCGUUAGACUCAACACAGUUCAGUCAAACUCACUCUGGUUCCUCCUUGUUCAUUAGUUAUGCUUCAAAUCAUUAGUCAGAGCUACAAGUUGUAGCUUUAGACGCCGACUGACUCACCCAGACUCUUAUAAGCAUAAACGUUAAGCUCUGUCAGCUGAAAUCGCUUUCAUUAAAAUCACUGCUCUAAGCGUU
Molecule: messenger RNA, 2302 nt
Organism: Betta splendens (Siamese fighting fish)
Lineage: Eukaryota; Metazoa; Chordata; Actinopteri; Anabantiformes; Osphronemidae
Product: BTB/POZ domain-containing protein 3-like
Exons: 5
Coding region: 312-1706 (464 amino acids)
Biological process (GO): neurogenesis; dendrite morphogenesis; cerebral cortex development
Cellular component (GO): cytosol
Molecular function (GO): protein binding
Source: RefSeq, a predicted model, not a curated record